This is a messenger RNA of Amborella trichopoda, 1440 nucleotides long. RefSeq names its product CLP protease proteolytic subunit 3 (gene CLPP3). The record is from RefSeq and is a predicted model, not a curated record. NCBI's taxonomy places the organism in Eukaryota, Viridiplantae, Streptophyta, Magnoliopsida, Amborellales, Amborellaceae. Gene Ontology annotation, cellular component: endopeptidase Clp complex. Gene Ontology annotation, biological process: protein quality control for misfolded or incompletely synthesized proteins. Gene Ontology annotation, molecular function: ATPase binding; serine-type endopeptidase activity; ATP-dependent peptidase activity.
AUAGCGUGCUGAGAAGAAACAGAACCUUAUAGGACUUUCACAGACCCCACCUCAUUUCUCCUUCCUUCCACAUCCAAAUCCAAAUCCAUCUCUCUUUGUCUCUCUCUCACAUACACGCGCUCUCUCUGUAAGCGGCUAUGGAGGUCAGCACUGGUCUGUCUAGCUUUCCUUUCAAAGAAGCCAUUACCCAAACCUCUAACUCCCAUUUUCUUCCUCUGCUCCCCCAUCUGGGCCUCAUUAAUCAAAGAACCAGAAGAACCACCUCCAUUAAAGCAACCCUAACUACUCCUGCUCCAAAAGGAAGAAGAAGCACCCUUUCCGCAAAUUGGGAGUUGGGUAUCUCUUCAGGGCCGACAUGGAUGCCAAGAAUGGAUGAGUUGGAUGUCACCAACAUGCUCCUCAGGCAGAGGAUUGUCUUUCUCGGAAGCCAGGUGGAUGAUAUGUCUGCUGAUCUGAUAAUCAGCCAGCUCUUGUUUCUUGAUGCAGAAGACAGUGCAAAAGACAUUAAGCUGUUCAUUAAUUCACCCGGCGGCUCCAUCACUGCUGGAAUGGGGAUUUAUGAUGCUAUGAAAUUGUGUAAGGCGGACGUCUCGACUGUCUGUUUAGGUCUUGCGGCAUCCAUGGGUGCAUUUUUACUUGCUUCUGGAAGUAAAGGAAAGAGGUUUUGCAUGCCCAACUCAAGAGUAAUGAUUCAUCAACCAUUGGGAACAGCUGGCGGGAAGACGACAGAUAUGAGUUUACGCAUAAGAGAAAUGAUGUACCACAAAGUCAAGCUGAACAAAAUAUUCUCAAGAAUAACUGGGAAAUCCGAGAAGCAGAUUGAAAUUGAUACAGACCGUGAUAAUUUCAUGAACCCAUGGGAAGCUAAGGAAUAUGGGCUGGUUGAUGCUGUGGUUGAUGAUAGUAAGCCAGGUCUGGUUGCCCCAAUUGGAGAUUUAACCCCACCACCAAAGACUAGAGUGUGGGACUUGUGGAAAGUGGAGAAAUUAAGUAGGAAGGCCGUAAAGAACUUGCCUUCCGAAGACAAUAUCUUGCAAAGAGAAACUGAAGGUAGUGAGAGAAUCGAACAGGAGAGGAGCUCAGAGCAUGCAAAGGGGGAGCCAACACCUGUGUGAGACCCAAGAUGCAGGUUGCAAGUUUUUCCUUUUCUACUUUGUUCUCAGUAAAGAAGCUCAGCAGUUGCUUGUAUUUGUAUAUUUUAAUAUGUUGGGUGGGAGCAAUUGCUCAGGGAUUAGGAAAUUCAGAAAAUCAAACGCAAGUUUAUGGGGUUUGUCUGGUUUGAAAACUGAAACCAUCUUGGCCUCCUGGAAAUAUUCGAGAACUUUUGGUCAAAUUCCACUGUGUUCUCACGGUUGUUCAAAUUUUGUAACGGUACGAUGCAUGAAACUUACUAUCUAAAUUUGGUAAGUGGUGGAUAUGCAUGUCUUCUAUCUGAAUCCA